AUGUCUGAUCGUGUCCAAGGUCCCGCUACACAAACUCCGUUCAAUCUGCUACGCUAUUUAGACAGAAUCCACACGGCCGGAUCCCAGACACAGUUACCAACAAGUCACCGACCACUGUACGAACAUAAGCUUAGUCCGCUCCUGAGAAGCCGGUCUUGCUACCAAAUAACUAUCCCUAUAUCGAACUGAUGAUUGCGAAGAAGCAUGCAACAACGUUGUAUAAUGUGGUUGCUUAUCGAUGCAGAGAAAAACAAGCAGAUAUUAUCCAACCUACGUAUAGGUUUGUCAGAUUAUUGUAUCUAACCUUCAAAUAGCUUACUAUAUUUUUAUAUAACAAAUAUCCAGUCGGACGUUGAAAAAUAAGGAAGCCUACAUUGAAUAGUGCUCUUUAUGAGCAUGUAUCUCCAGAGGUGAUUUUCGAUUAAGGGCGACCAAUAAUAAAUUUUUGGUCUUGCCACAGUACAAGUUAGUGUUGCAGAGAUGUGCUCCUCUAUUCUCAGGCGGCUCAGGCUAACUGGAAUGUCAUUUCUUUACGUCCACAAAAAUAUACCUGUCGAUCCGGA
Messenger RNA from Acanthoscelides obtectus, 563 nucleotides. Lineage: Eukaryota; Metazoa; Arthropoda; Insecta; Coleoptera; Chrysomelidae. The record is from the annotation of a GenBank genome assembly.